Messenger RNA from Bufo bufo (common toad), 530 nucleotides. Its product is annotated as von Willebrand factor A domain-containing protein 5A-like. Lineage: Eukaryota; Metazoa; Chordata; Amphibia; Anura; Bufonidae. Bases 76 to 453 code for a protein of 125 amino acids. The record is from RefSeq and is a predicted model, not a curated record. The transcript has 4 exons.
CCAGAGACACUGCGCUGGAGAUCGUUAGCAAGCAGGCCAGCAGAAACAGGAGAGGGGGCAAGAAAAUCUAAAUACAUGGAUAUGUUACCACCACCAGCUCAAGUCCAGAAGAUCCCCCCUUUCGUCAGUUUGAUUUCCCUGCAAAACGCUGAUGGUUCCUGGAAUCUUACCCCAGAAUUCUGCUCCAUUCUGGGAAUAUCAGAGCAGGACAUUAUUAACAAGAAUCCAGAUCAGAAUAUGGACUCAUCAGUAUGGGCGACGGUCUUGGCGGUGAUCUGGCUCCAUGCAUCUUGUCUGGACCAGAGAGAGGAAUGGGAAUUACUGGAAGGUAAAGCCAUCUCCUGGCUUAAGGCUAAAGCAGGUUCCUCCUUGGAUCAGGUGGUCAGAGCUGGAAAUGAUCUGCUGAAAUCCUCUCUGAAUCCUAAUGUGUUUGGCCUGCGAGAGGAAGAAUGAAGAUGGCGGAGGUCUUCGGGUACGACCACACGGUCAGGUCUCUGCAUGCAAUUUUGGAAGCCAAAAUCAGUAGUGGA